Pristis pectinata (smalltooth sawfish) is the source of this 2787-nucleotide messenger RNA. RefSeq names its product ectonucleoside triphosphate diphosphohydrolase 4 (gene entpd4). The transcript is spliced from 13 exons. The record is from RefSeq and is a predicted model, not a curated record. Gene Ontology annotation, cellular component: membrane. Gene Ontology annotation, biological process: nucleoside diphosphate catabolic process. Lineage: Eukaryota; Metazoa; Chordata; Chondrichthyes; Rhinopristiformes; Pristidae. Gene Ontology annotation, molecular function: nucleoside diphosphate phosphatase activity. Bases 269 to 2113 code for a protein of 614 amino acids.
UAGCGGUGGAACCGCAGGGCCAGGACACAGGUCCUGCAUCAGGAAAAGAAGCACGAUUUUGGGGGAAAAACAUCACUUAACAUCUAAGAUACAAAAAAGAAAGCGAGCAGAACCUUUGGUAUGGUUUUGUAGAGGGAACCGUCUAAUAGAGAACAGGAUAAAAAUGUCUACUUGGCAGAGCUGUGCAUUGUGCUCGACCAAUCUUCGAUGCAUUGAGGACACAUAGUUGCUUCUUCUCAUCGUUCCAUAAUUAGAGCAAAUAUUUGCCAUGGGAAGGUUCUGUGUCUCCUGCUUAUUUCCUGCUUCGUGGCAUUUCAGUUUAUCCCCUUCAGCGUGUCCUCGGCCUCUCAACACGACCUAUCGCCAGUUGACAGCUGUUGCAUUGCUCACUGUUUUAAUCUCUCUACUGUACAUUUUACUGGUCUUGGACAGGAAUCGAUGGGGACGUUUCUACCAGGAGAGAGGAGAUAGAUACUUAACCAAACUGAUAGAUAUGGAGGCCACUGAUAUAAAGAAUCCUUACUUGAACUAUGGCAUAGUGAUAGACUGUGGAAGUAGUGGCUCGAGACUCUUUGUGUACUGCUGGCCAAGACACAACGGGAAUCCACAUGAUCUGCUCGAUAUCAAACAGAUGAGGGGCAAAAACAGACUGCCUGUGGUGAUGAAGAUAAAGCCAGGUAUUUCAGACCUGGCAUCUACACCAGAAAAGGCUAGUGAUUACCUCGCACCUCUUCUGAAUUUUGCUGCAGACCAUAUUCCUCAUUCUAAACAUCAGGAAACUCCUUUAUACAUCCUAUGCACUGCGGGCAUGAGGAUUUUGCCUGAAAACCAGCAAAAUGCCAUACUUGAAGACCUCCGCACAGAUAUCCCACUUCACUAUGAUUUCCUGUUUGCAGAUUCACAUGCUGAGGUAAUUUCAGGCAAACAGGAAGGUGUAUAUGCUUGGAUUGGAAUCAACUUUGUCCUGGGAAGAUUUGACCAUAUCAGUGCUGGUGAAGAUUCGGUGGUAGAAGUCAACGUUCCUGGCACUGAAACCCAGGCGGCCGUUGUCCGCAAGAGGACAACUGGUGUACUGGACAUGGGUGGGGUUUCCACUCAAAUAGCCUAUGAAGUCCCCAAAACUGUAAGCUUUGCCUCUUCACAACAGGAGGAGGUAGCCAAGAACCUGCUGGCAGAGUUCAACCUGGGCUGUGAUGCCCAUCACACAGAACAUGUAUACAGAGUCUACGUCACCACGUUUCUGGGUUUCGGUGGGAAUGCUGCCAGACAGCGCUAUGAAGAACAGAUUGUCUACAAGACUAUGCUGACAAACAGGUUGCUGGGGCAGAAGACAGGCGCAACUGAGGAAAUCCCAUACUUGGACCCUUGUUUGCCAGUAGACAUCAAAGAUGAAAUUCAUCAAGAUGGGCGCACUGUGUACUUGAGAGGACUGGGAGAUUUCGACUGGUGUCGGGAAGUGAUUAGCCCCUUAUUAAAUAAAACUAAUGAGACUUCAACGUCCCUCAGUGGGGUCUACCAGCCCCCUGUAGACUACAAAAACAGUGAAUUUUAUGGUUUUUCUGAAUUUUUUUACUGCACUGAAGAUGUCUUGCGCAUGGGUGGUGCCUACAACGUUGCUAAAUUCAUGAAGGCUGCUAAGGAUUAUUGUGCAACAAAGUGGACAGUCCUGAAGGAACGCUUUGACCGUGGCUUGUACUCUUCUCAUGCAGACCUGCACAGACUGAAGUAUCAGUGUUUUAAAUCGGCGUGGAUGUAUGAGGUUCUUCAUCGUGGGUUCUCCUUCCCUGUGAACUACACCAACUUGAAAACAGCUCAGCUGGUCUACGAUAAGGAAGUGCAGUGGACACUUGGAGCAAUUCUCUACCGCACUCGCUAUUUACCCUUGAGGGACAUUCAACAGGACGCCUUCAAAGGCAACCACUCACACUGGAGGGGCUUCUCCUUUGUCUACAACCAUUAUUUAUUCUUCGUCUGUUUCCUGGUGGUCCUCUUGUCCAUCCUCCUCUACCUGCUGCGACUGCGACGGAUCCACCGCAGGAUGCUGCACAACACCUCGCCCACGGAGCUGUGGAUGGCCGAAGGCGGGCUACCUCAGAUAUCAGAAGUUUCUUGAAAUCCAGCGGCUGAAGGGUGGUCCUGUGGGAUGGCAGGUGCAAACGUCUUGCCUUUUGGCCUGGGAUUUGCCCACCAGCAUGAUUUUUGGUGAAGAGUACCGAGACAUCAUGCAAAACUCUGAAGUGGAAUCCACUAGGCUGUCACGGCGGGUAUGUGGAUGGUGUCAUCUGGCUUAACGUUUCCUUCUGGACAUCCUUCAGAUAUUCACCUGCCUUUUCGGGCAGCCAAGACUGAUUUGUAUGUUUCCUUCUGCUGGUUUGUCGAGUGGCAGGCUACAAAACAUGAUCUUCAAAAUUUGUAUAAGAGAGCUUCUGAAGGCAAGACAGGAUAUCCCCAACCACCUCAAGUUGUUAAAUGCCUCGUGCAAAGGACAGCAGUCAACCAGGUUCAGGGCUUUGAGUAGCAAAGCUUUCCGUUUUGCCUUUGCUUUUUAAAAAAAAACUUGUGAUUUGGAAAACUUCAUUACUCUGACAAUAUGUGGAGUGUCCUAAGCCAAACCUGGAUGUCUGCUUUCAGGGGAAGAGAGGCUGGUCUGGUACACGCUUGUAAUAUGAAAAUUAAUGACAAUCGAACAUCUUUAUGUUUAUUUAUAAUUGCAAUAAUUCGAGAUGAAGUGGAUGCAUUUGUUACUUAGCAAUCGAUGACCAUGUCAGAAUAAAUGUCUUUAUAAAA